Molecule: messenger RNA, 603 nt
Organism: Dovyalis caffra
Lineage: Eukaryota; Viridiplantae; Streptophyta; Magnoliopsida; Malpighiales; Salicaceae
Source: the annotation of a GenBank genome assembly
AUGAAGAAGCUGGCGAGGAAUUGGAGAAAAUCUAGUGACGAUGAUAAAUUUACGCUUCCAACUCGAGAAGACUAUGAUUCUCAUCCUAUGGACACCGGAGAGCAGGAGGAGUUGGUUCUAUCACUGGAAAGAGCAGAAGCAGAGCAGUCUGUUUUGUGGAGGAGAGUAAUUGGUGGACUUGUGUUUUGCUACGCUGCGUUUCUUUUAUACUCUAUAUACCAGCAGGCAAUAUCCCCGUGGGAUCUGGCAAUGGAUCUGGUAUUCAUGCUUGGCGGGGCUUCUACUGGCAGUUUUCUGGUUAUAUUACAUGCUGAGGUACGUGGGGCUCUGUACAUAUCUAUUAUGGUGAAAAUGCCAAGAUUCCGGUGGGAUGUCAUCUGGCUUCCAUUUGGGCCUCUUAGUGGAGCUGGCGUUUGUCUCUAUGUCGACCAUCUACUGACUGAGUCAUCUGAAGAAGUUAGAAAACUGAGAACGUACAUGGUAGAGACGGGUGAGGUCUGUGGGAUAAGAGAAGUGUACCCUAUAUCAUAUACUAAAGCAGAGCAGAUGAAUCUCCUGCUGUUUAAGAAUGGAACAUCUGAUGCGGUGUUGAAGGCAUUAUAA